AUGGACCAGAAGAGCGGGAGCGGCGCUGCCGGCAACGGGACUUCAAGCUACGCCGACUCCCUCACAUGCGCAGGACCAGAAGAGCGGGAGCGGCGCUGCCGGCAACGGGACUUCAAGCUACGCCGGCUCCCUCACAUGGACCAGAAGAGCGGGAGCGGCGCUGCCGGCAACGGGACUUCAAGCUACGCCGACUCCCUCACAUGGACGAGCGGGAGCAAAUGGCGCUGGCGGCGGCGACAAGGGAGGUCAACGCGGACUCCCUCACGCGCGGGCGACGACGUAUCGGGCGCGGAGCGGGGAGAAGCGGAGCGAGGAGAGUUUGACUUCCCCCUCCCGUCCCGCCCUUUACUGCAGCUUUGGCGGGAGGAGGAGCAACCAGCGCAAGCACCAGGCAUGUCCCACGCGAAUGGCCCCCACCUCAUCGUGCUCCCGAAUCCAGCGCGCGUCCCUCGUCCCUCCCCCCAUGAUCGCCUGCUCCCUCCGCUAGCAAUCGCGCGCCUGCACCUGGUUCCCCCACUCCUAUUCCCCAACGGCCCCCUACUCCCCCUCUCCCCCUACUCCCCCUUCUCCCUCUCUCCCCCUCUUCCCCUCUUCCUCUCCCCCCCCCCCCCUCCCCCCUUUCCUCCGCAUCCGCCCCCCAGCCACGGCGCCGUCCGCGCAGUACCUCGCAAUGGGGAAGCUCUGGGAGCAGCUGAGCAAGGCGCGCCUCGCGCACUGGGGGCGCACGCUCGUGCUGCAGCCACAUCGGCGGCAACAACCUGCCACGUGGCAUGCUCUGCUCCCCGCGUGCGCGUUCUUUGCCACAUCGGUGCUGAUGGGGCGGAGGAGGCAGGAGGAGGUGCCUCUGUGCUGAUGGGGCGGUUCGUGCCGUGGGUGCGCGAGGAGUACCUCUGGCGGACGCUGCUGCCCGCUUGGGAGGGGCGCGGGGGAGCGAGCUCGGGGGAAGGGGAGGGGGACGCUCGCUCUCUCCGGGGCCUCUUCCAGGGUCACGAGUAUCGGGAGGAGUAUCAAGAGCUCAUGCAGGCAGCAUCUUCAGGGAAAAUCCCCUCCCUGCUCACAUCGUCCCAUGCUCCUCUUCCCUCCACGCUUCAUCACAUUUCAUCUGCCCCUCGCUACAUCCCGUGCCAGUCUCCCUUUGCCUUUCCUCAUCACCUUUUCCCCUCAUAUAGCUCUGCGGCGUACCGACACCCCACAGCACCCCUCUCCACCACUCCGUCUCUCCAGUCUCUCUGCAUAUUCUUCUCGCACCUCUCGCUGGUCCGUUCCCUUCCCAAGCUCGUUCAUGCUGUGCCAGGAGCCUUUUCUCAGGGACUUGGUGUGUGGGGGGGUGGUGCUUAA
Closterium sp. Naga37s-1 is the source of this 1338-nucleotide messenger RNA. The record is from the annotation of a GenBank genome assembly. NCBI's taxonomy places the organism in Eukaryota, Viridiplantae, Streptophyta, Zygnematophyceae, Desmidiales, Closteriaceae.